Messenger RNA from Oncorhynchus nerka (sockeye salmon), 6398 nucleotides. It is a transcript of the gene sh2d3ca, whose product is annotated as SH2 domain containing 3Ca. Gene Ontology annotation, biological process: positive regulation of peptidyl-serine phosphorylation; small GTPase-mediated signal transduction. Lineage: Eukaryota; Metazoa; Chordata; Actinopteri; Salmoniformes; Salmonidae. Bases 273 to 3350 code for a protein of 1025 amino acids. The record is from RefSeq and is a predicted model, not a curated record. Gene Ontology annotation, molecular function: phosphotyrosine residue binding; guanyl-nucleotide exchange factor activity. The transcript is spliced from 15 exons.
UACUCUCACCUCCCUGUUACCUACUCCCCACUGGCUAACACAGGAAGCACAGAGGCCUGUCUACUCCGCUUCUUCUGCGUGCAUACAUUUACACAUCUGUUCUUGUGGAGCGGAACUGAACUGAACUGUGGCUAGAUAGAGAAGAAGUUGGUUGGUUAAAGGAGUGGUUGGUUCCUGCUCUUAAAGACAGUCUACUUGGCACUGGAGAUCGAGUAGCUCUCUUCCCCCGGCAGUCAGAUAGUAAGCCUGAAGUUGGACCCCACAGCCUCACCAUGAGCGGAAAACGGAAACUGAGUUUAAAGUGGUUUGGAAUUCUCCCUAACUUCUCCUUCCGUCGCAGCUCAUUGUCUGACAAAUUCGACUCCAAGUCCUCCUCCGCCGAGCCUGAUGGGGCUGGGGCUGUGGAGACGUUUUUUGACGACAUGGAUAUGAUGCAUCCAUGCACAUCCAGCUUCAGCGACAACUACACGCACAUGGGCACCUUUCCCCGCUUCCUCCUCAGGAAGAGUGACAAGAGUGGGAAUUCUGGGAAGAGAGGGACCAAGAAGAUCAAGGAGAAGACAGGGGCAAGGCUGGGCAGGAGUCAGAGCCAGCGGCCGGCAGGGGACCAUGUGUGUAGCUCUCACCUGCUCAUGGUACAAUCCAGCCGGCCUGGCUCCAGAAAGGACCAGCCUCUCUCACCUUUAUCCACCCAGGCCGGUCCUGGUCCAAGGCCCCAAUGGGACCAAGGGCUGCCUCCCAUCCCCAGAGGAGGAUCACUCGAUAGGAAUGAACACGGAGACCCACAGGCCCACUGUGAGGAAGAAGAACCACACCAAGGGCAGCUUAUGUCAGCUCAGGAUGUGGGGCCUCGUACCUCUAACGCCCCGCCGCUCACUUGUGAAGACGUCUCCAAAGAACGCGCAUUCACCACUGAUCAGGGUGCAGCUUCAAAUACAGCUUCAACUGGUGGGGCUAGAAGGAACCUUGCUACUGUUCCUGAGCCACCUCCAACCCCCAAGCUUCUAAAGAAAACCUUGCAGAAGCCUGGGACCCUUGUCACCCAUCAGAUCGAGGAGGGCCUCCCCAUGAAGAGAGCCGAUAACCUGGUAACAGACAGUAAUUCCAGCCCCCUGCCUGAGAGGGCCUCCAGUGGUUCUACUGAUAGAGACCUGGGAGAGGGCCUUCAGAGGGAAAGCCAGGCUGUUAAACCUGUGGACAGUCACAUGGACCAUAUAGACAACAAGACUGAAUAUGUCAAGGCGGAAGAAGACUGCCAGGCCCGGCCUGAACUGGACUGGGCUGGCCUGGACUCGACUAGACUGGACUGGCCCGGCCUAGACUGUUUCUCCAAGGAGAAGUACCUGCUGGAGUCUCCACCAGAGAAACUACGGAAGGAGCUGGAGGAGGAGCUGAAACUCUGCAGCAGCGAUAUCAGGAGCCAUGGCUGGUACCAUGGACACAUCCCUCGAGAGCUGUCGGAGACUGUAGUCCUGCAGAACGGGGAUUUCCUGAUCCGUGAUUCGCUGAUUAACACGGGCGACUACGUCCUAACGACCCGCUGGAACCACGAGGUUCUGCAUUUCAAGAUCACCAAGGUCCUGGUCAAGUCCAGCACUGAGUCGAAGGUCCAGUACCUGUUGGAGACGGACAGCUUCGACUCCAUACCUGAACUGGUGAGGUUCUACGUGGCCGGCCGGCGGCCUGUCUCCCAGCCCAGUGGAGCCCAGAUCUACUGUCCAAUCAUACGCACCCUACCCCUGCGCUACCUGGAGGCCACAUUUGCCUUAGCCAAUAGCAGGCACAGCCUGGCCCACUCACCGUCCAGUCAGAGAGGAGCGUACAUCAAGAGGCGGAGCGUAACCAUGAACGACGGAUUGACCACAGAGAAGCUGAUACCUCACAGCCCUUCUACUAUUCACAACCACAAGGAUGCAAUGAGGAACUGUGCCGUGAGUAUGGAUCAGAUCCAGGAGUAUCGCUGUCCCCUGUCUCCUGUAGGAGAAACACCUCUCUCCCCAGCAUACAGCCACAUCCACAGACACAGAACCCAGUCAGGGGGUAGAGUUCUGGCAGUGGUUCCCCCCUCACCAGUCCUGAGACGCUCCAGCGAGCCCCAGCUCAGCCCUGGCUCCAACAACAACCUACCCGACAUGCUAGCUGCCAGCUCCCACUCCACCCCGGCCCACUGCUCCUGCCCAGCCCCAGCAGGGGGCUCAGGAACAGAGGGAAGCUACUGCGACCUCAGGCCCUCCCCGGCCCCAUGUCCCGGGGCUCCAUGUACCGCUGGUAUGCCCCCCACGCCUCCAGCUAAGAGCUACGUGGAGCGGCUGCGUGUGGAGGAGGCCCGAGGGCCUGCCCCAGGGAGGGAGAACGGAGCAGGGGCUGGGGGAGAGGCGUUCAGCGCCCCCCUGGUGGAGACUGCCUCCUCCUUCAGACCAGGGAAGUACCUGUCGCCCCUGAUCCCCCAGGAAAACAAGCCCUUGGAGAUGAGCGUGCUGAAGAGAGUCAAGGAGUUGUUGGCUGAGGUGGACGCUAGGACGGCUGCUAAACACAUCACAAUGGCCGACUGCACGGUGGCAAGGAUACUGGGCGUUACCAAGGAGAUGCAGAGGAUGAUGGGAGUAGGUUCAGGACUUGAGCUUUUGACUCUACCUCACGGACAUCAGCUGAGACUGGACCUACUGGAGAGGUUCUACACCAUGUCUAUAAUGAUGGCUGUGGACCUGCUGGGGUGUACAGGCAGUACAGAGGAGAGGGCUGCUCUGCUCCAUAAGACCAUCCAGCUGGCUGCUGAACUCAAGAGCAACCUUGGGAACAUGUUCGGCUUUGCUGCUGUGAUGAGAGCACUGGAGCUGCCACAGAUUUCUCGCUUGGAGCAGACGUGGAUGACGUUGCGUCAGAGACACACAGAGGGAGCCAUCCUCUAUGAGAAGAAGCUCAAGCCCUUCAUGAAGAACAUGAACGAUGGCAAAGAGAGCAGUGUGCUGUCCAACACGUCCUUCCCUCACGUGGUUCCUCUGCUGUCUCUGUUGGAGAAGGGUGUAGCCAUGGGGGAGGGGCCAGGGGCGGGGAUAGAACCCUGGGAGAACGUGGAGGCGGGUGUUGAUGUGGUGAUGUCACACCUGGAGGCGGCCCGGACCAUCGCUCACCAUGGGGUGCUGUACCGCACCAAUGCUGAAACCAAACUACAAGGCUUCCAGGAGAGUCAGGAAGUUCUGGAGAUCUUCCGGACAGAGUUCCAGAUGAGGUUGCUAUGGGGAAGCAGGGGUUCGGAGGGCAGCCAAUCGGAACGCUAUGAGAAGUUCAACAAAGUCCUGACCGCUCUGUCUCACAAGCUGGAGCCUCCUGUACGCCACAGCGAACUAUAGCACCCAUCUCACUGAACACCCCUAUACAAAGCACUGCGCUCACAGUGGUACGACCCGCCUCCCCAUACUGCAAGGCACCUUGAUGUGGAUGUCCAAAGUGAAUAAGAGGGGAGGAGGCCGACUAAACCGAGACAAAAUAGUGUACUUAGAAGAAGACAGGAGGCGAGAAGGAGCAUCUCACUGUAUAUCCCCCCCCCCAAAAAGGCACAAAGGGCUUUUUUCAGAGCUCUUCAAUAGGCUGUAAUAUUUCCCUCCCUAAAUGCUGAAAGACAGAGUGGGUCGAGGAGGAGUGGGGAAUUGGGUAUUCUUCUACCCAUCAGCAAGCUACAAAGAACAACAGGUAUGGUGUGCGCUGAGGGUCAAACAGUGCAUGAGAAAUUGGAUCUAGCUGUUCUCUGGUAGAUCACAUGAAGCUCUGAUCUGUCUUCAACACCUUCAUUAUUACCCUUACUAUUACGUCUGCACUUACUGGCUCAUUGUCGCACACUGUUCUGUCAGAGAGUAAUAGUAAACACAGUGUGUGUGUGUGUGUGUGUGUUCUGUCUGACUUGAAGAGAGAGUCAUAUUUAACACAAUGUGUGUGUACUUCAGGACACCAGUACCCCAGAGAUACAUCGGCAUCUAUCUCUAUGACCUCUGACCUGUCUCAUCGGACCUCAGCUUCUGACUGAGAGGUUGUGUGUUCUAGAAUCUGUUCUUCUUGUAUAGACUCUCUGCGUGGCUGCCAUUACUUCAUCACAUAGCCCAUCGGGUCCCCUGUUGUUGACACACGCAGUGUGCUCAUACAGACAGACACUUAUCCUCCCCCACAACACACAAUAAUGUAUGUUGCCAAGUCAUAUCAGCUGUUUGAGGCAUACUAAGCAAUUCUCUCUGUGGGUUUUGUUUGUGUGCUGUUCAGAAGCAGUUCUCUUAUUGAGGCUCUUCUGAGAAGCAUCCCCUCUCCUCAUUUCUGGCAUGUCAUCCAUUUUUCAUAUUACUCUGAUUUUGUUUGAGUACCGUUUGGUAGCUUUUAUUUUAAUGGGAGCUAUUUUGGGAAGCAUUCCUCUCCCGCUCCCUCUCCUUAUCUCUGGCAUGCCAUUAAUGUUUCAUAAUGACUCCAGUCCCAUUGAAAUCAUAUGAGCAUGUUUGCCUUGUCCUCACUUGUCACAAACAUACCAUUAGAAAUAUCCUUAAAGCACUCUGACCUGUUUGAGUGAAUUAAUGUGCUUUUUUACAUGUAAAAACACUGACUACUAUUUUCUUCAACUUUAUUUAGAUAAAAAUGUUCUGUGUGGUUUUAUUGCUGACCGGCAGAUUUUGUUGACAUGUUUAAAGACUUUGUUGACAUGGUAACAUAACAUGUUUGAGCCUCUGCUGUUGCCGUAUAGGAUUCAGGUUUUAACCAGUGUGAAUGAAUGUGCUUUAGUCUGAAAGUGACCAGAAUGUUCUCAGGGCAGAAUGGAGGCCCCCUCAGAUCUAGCCUGGUCCCAGACCUGUUUGUGCUGUCUUCUUGCCAACUUCUCUGGUCAUUGUCAGCCAAAGAAACUAUACGAGAUUGCAAAACAACAUAAAUAGAUGUGGGAUCAGGCUACCUCAAACCCCCUCAGUGACUGUAUGAUGUGUUUUGCUUUGUAUGUAUGAUAACGUGUGUUUGAUAUGAUAUGGACAGAGUGUUGAAAAGGACAUUUAGAUUUUAAAACCAUCAAAAGCGUUUUUGAUUUCACAUAUUCACUGUAGGAUCGUGCUAUUUUCACUCACUCAAAUUCAUAAAAUGUUCUCUUUUAAAUUGUAUUGUUGCUGAAAUGCUUUAGUAAAAUGCAACAUCAAGAUGAGGGCUUAAAGGAAUCUGUCAACGUCCUUGGAACUAAAUACAGUGUGACCUUUUGAUCAAAUAAUACCUGGCAACCUUUCCUCUGCCGACUCCUAAGCAGUGUUGCGUUGAAACACAAAAGCACUAUGAAUGAAGAUGACGAUUUAUUUUCGAUCUGUUUGUUGAAGUGUCAGUGUCUGCUAAUUGCUUUCCAAUCCAUGAUGUAUUUAGGCCUGAGAUAGAGAGCUGACUCAGAUCUAUGCAAUCACUUUUAAAUCAAUUAAGAGUCCCAUAGAAAACAAGCAGAGUAGACACUGCUGCCCCUGAGGAUGUGAGUCGUGUCCUACUGGGAACAAUCCACUUGAACGCCCCUCUAACUGGUAUGUACUACUGGGAAACUCGUCUAUCAUCCCUGAGCUACAACUUCUCCCACAUGCUGACAUCUGACGUCACCUACUAAGAAAAUGACCUUGAUAACAGCAUUUGAGAGUUCAAUGCAACAACAAAACAAUUUAUAAAAAGCAAUCCAUUAAUAUGGGUUUUGAAUACUAUAAUUGGUUUACAAGCAUGAUAGCUGUACUUUUAGUUUAUGGUUGAGCAGCUUGUUGGCCAUUAGCCAAUCAGCAUUCCUCAAUGAGUUCAAAGCACGUGAAUGCAUCCAACUGGUAUUUACCACUUUACAACUGGUAAUAACCACCUUCCUACUUGGUUAUGAAUGCAGCAUAAGUGCCAGCCAGCCAGAAAGUGCAUCCCAGGUCGUAUUCAUAAGGCACCAAACAAAGGAAAACAUACUGAAACGGGGAGCGAUUAUCAAUUUUGUUUUCUGUUGCAAAACGUUUUGCUACAGUGUGCCCUAAUGAACACGACCCCAGUCAGCCAGUGAGAAUAAAGGGGAGAGCCAAAGUCCAAUAGCCUCUCUUGUCCAGUAGAGGGCACUAUAGUUCAGUCAGCAAAAAAAUAUAAAAAAAGACACCUUGAUUUGAAUCUUUUUUUGAGUGUUUUUGUGAUUUAUUAAUAAAGCCUACUGGUUUAGGAACGAUUUGAAGAUGUACUGUAUGUAAUUAUGUUUGUCUCACCUUAUGUUGUACAGAUUACAUGUGUUUUUUUUCCUGUUGUAAAUAAUCAUUCUGAAAUGAUGAACCUAUAAAGAAAAAUGACAAAAAAACUUCCAUGUUUGUGACCCCAUGUUUUUUUUAAUGUACUGUACAUAAUGGUUCACUUGUUUUUCAAAUAAAAUAAAGCUCGAGUCAAUGACG